UGAAUUUUGUUGUAUUCUUGUUAACAGUUCUCAAAAGCUUCUUGAAGUAUUUAUUAUUAUUUAUCACAAAUACGUUAUUUAUUAUAUAUUCUACUUUACUUAUUGAUAUUGUUUUGCAAUGUUUCAUUUCUUGCGUGGGGGGUUGGCAAUCUAAAAUCUUGCCUAGGGCUCCAACAUUGUCAGGGCUGUCCCUGUUCUAACAAACUUCCUGGAAGAAACAGGAACAGCACUCUCCCCACUCUCUUUGUUCUCUAGUUUGACUCCAUAACCAAACCUCCGGUUAGAAACAUGUACGACCAAUCAGAUCACAUAUUUUUCUCUACAGUCCCUGGUUUGCUCAGCCUGGCCUCAGUCCGACACCACACCUCCUGCAGCAGUGGGGAGAGCCAGGGAGUCCCUCCCACUCUCUCUGUCACAUGGUUUCAGAGAAAACCAAACUUAACUCUCUCUGUCAGUGUGAGCAGUGAAAUGGCUGAAGGUGGAGGUUUACUGGGUGAGGACCAGUUGUGCUGUGCAAUUUGUCUGGAUCUACUGAAGAAUCCGGUGACUAUUCCCUGUGGACACAGUUACUGUCUGGACUGCAUUAAAAACUACUGGAGUCAGGAUGAUCAAACUGGUGUCUACAGCUGUCCCCAGUGCAGAGAGACCUUCACCCCAAGGCCUGUUUUAAGAAAAAACACCAUGCUGGCUGAAGUGGUGGAGAAACUGAAGAAGACAGGACUCCAAGCUGCUCCUCCUGUUCACUUUUAUGCUGGAUCUGGAGACGUGGCGUGUGAUGUUUGCACUGGGAGAAAGCGCAAAGCCAUCAAGUCCUGUCUAGUGUGUCUGGCCUCUUACUGCGAAACUCACAUCCAGCCUCACUAUGAAUCUCCUGCCUUUAAGAAGCACAAACUGGCCAAAGCCACUGGAAACCUGCAUGAGAAGAUCUGCUCUCAUCAUGACAAACUGUUGGAGGUUUAUUGUCGUACAGAUCAGCAGUGUAUCUGUUUGCUGUGUAAGCAGGAUGAACACAGAGGCCAUAAAACAGUCUCAGCUGCAGCAGAAAGGACUGAGAAAUGGAAGCAGCUGGGGGCGACACAGAGUAAAUUCCAGCAGAGAAUCCAGGAGAGAGAGAAGGAGCUGCAGGAUCUGAGGCAGGCUGUGCAGUCACUCAAGAGCUCUGCACAGGCAGCAGUGGAGGACAGUGAGAGGAUCUUUAUUGAGAUGAUCCGCUCCAUUGAGAGAAGGUGCUCUGAGGUGAAAGAGCUGAUCAGAGAUCAGGAGAAGGCUGAAGUGAGUCGGGCUGAAGGACUCCUGGAGCGACUGGAGCAGGAGAUUGCUGAGCUGAGGAGGAGAGACGCUGAGCUGGAGCAGCUUUCACACACAGAGGAUCACAUCCAUUUCCUCCAGAGCUGUCAGUCUCUCUGUGCCCCUCCUGGACCUGGAGACUUACCCAGCAUCACUGUCAGUCCAUACGUCUCUUUUGAGGCUGUGAGGAAAUGUGUCUCUGAGCUGAAAGAGCGACUGGAGGGCGUCUUCAAGGUGGAACUGGUCAAAGUUUCAGAAUCAGUGAAAGAAGUCCAUACUGUAGAGCUCAGGACCAGAGAGGAUUUCUUACAGUAUUCCUGUGAGCUCACACUGGACCCCAACACCUUGCACAGAAAGCUCCGUCUGUCUGAGGGGAACAAAGAGAUAGCCAAUGUGAAAGAGAUCCAGUCAUAUCCUGACCAUCCAGAGAGAUUUGAUUACAGAGCCCAGGCGCUGUGCAGCGAGGGUCUGUCUGGACGCUGUUACUGGGAGGCUGAGUGGAGUGGAGAUGGGGUUGAUAUUGCAGUGUCGUAUAAAGAGAUCAGCAGGAAAGGGUCAAGCAAUGUCUGUGUUCUGGGAAAAAAUGAGAAGUCCUGGAGUUUAUACUGCUCUCCCUCCAGUUAUUUUUUCUACCACAAUAACAGGAUCACUGAAAUCCCUGUUCCCUCCUCCUCCAGAAUAGGAGUGUACCUGGAUCACAGGGCAGGAACUCUGUCCUUCUACAGCAUCUCUGACACAAUGACCCUCCUGCACAGAGUCCAGACCGCAUUCACUCAGCCCCUCUACCCUGGGGUUAGGGUUUAUGCUGUCGGAUCUUCUGUGAAACUGUGUGAUGUGUGAUGAGAGAGAGAGGGAGGAUCAGACAGACAGGAGAAGCUAAUGAAACAUAAAAGAUGAAAGCUGAGGAUCUGAUGAGCGGUUCAGUCAGUAAAGGCCCUCACCAUGAGUACACCUUUGCACCUCUACCAGCACUGAGGUAAGAGGAACACAUUUUACACAGUUCUGCACCUCUACCAGCACUGAGGUAAGAGGAACACAUUUUACACAGUUCUGCACCUCUACCAGCUCUGAGGUAAGAGGAACACAUUUUAUACAGUUCUACACCUCUACCAGCACUGAGGUAAGAGGAACACAUUUUACACAGUUCUACACCUCUACCAGCUCUGAGGUAAGAGGAACACAUUUUACACAGUUCUACACCUCUACCAGCACUGAGGUAAGAGGAACACAUUUUACACAGUGCUACACCUCUACCAGCACUGGAGAAACUGCAG
Messenger RNA from Conger conger (European conger), 2561 nucleotides. RefSeq names its product tripartite motif-containing protein 16-like. Lineage: Eukaryota; Metazoa; Chordata; Actinopteri; Anguilliformes; Congridae. The record is from RefSeq and is a predicted model, not a curated record. The transcript is spliced from 6 exons. Bases 289 to 2127 code for a protein of 612 amino acids. Gene Ontology annotation, molecular function: zinc ion binding; protein binding.